Trachymyrmex cornetzi is the source of this 1860-nucleotide messenger RNA. RefSeq lists its product as uncharacterized. Lineage: Eukaryota; Metazoa; Arthropoda; Insecta; Hymenoptera; Formicidae. The record is from RefSeq and is a predicted model, not a curated record.
AUGCCAGGUUGUUGUGCAAAAAAUUGCAAAAAUAGAAGCGAACAUGGUUUUCGAAUGUUUUUGUUUCCUCGGGAUGAGAAACGAAGACAUUUGUGGGCUGAAAAAUGUGGUAAAAAUCCAACACAGAAUUCUAGGUUAUGUGAGUAUAAUUUCGAUGAUUUGCAAUUCGAAAAUCGACGAGAGAAUGGAUGGCGGAAAUUGAAACCCAAUGCAAUUCCAACUAUUUUCGAAAGCAACGAAAUUAAUUCUGAUAUAUUAAAUGAUCAAUCUUUAAUUGGGCAUAAUAUUCAACCAGAAAAUUGUGCUAAUUUAUCUAAUUGUGAUUUAUCAUGUAAUGACAAUUUUGGAUAUAAUGAAAAUGUUACUACUAAGAAUUUACCAAGUGAACAACAGACAUCAGUCCCAAUUGCCGUACAUGCAAGUGUUCAAACGGAUAAUGAGAUAAGUGGACAGAAUUUACAAACAAUGUUCAUGACAAAUGAAGAGGGAACUAUUCGACAAACCAAUCAAAUCAAGUAUUUGCUCAAACAAUUAAAGAAAGAACGAGUAAAAGCUAGUACUUUCAAAUCCAAAUAUGAAAAUGAAAAAGUAUUGCGAUUUAAGACAACAAAAAUUAUGAAAAAGUAUAAGAAAAGAUACACAAUAUUGAUUUCCUGGUGCAUUUGUUGUAUCGGGUUGACCACCGUUGUCAACAACGAUGCCACAUCGGCAGAAACUUGCCAAGUUUGUAUGGUUGUCGACGAGCCAGCAGAUCCACUACUGCUCAUCGUGGUACUCUGUGGUGCUGUGCCUUGUCUGGUAGCACCGGGACCUUUAUUUGAGGAAGGACUUUCCAAGCGAGAGACUAACUGGACUCCGCAAUGUUUAAGAUUGGCCACACAGAUAAGAUAUGCUGUUGGAUGGAAGGCUUAUCUAUAUCUAAAGAAAUAUCUGGGUUUACCAUUGCCAUCUUAUUCUACAAUAUGCAGAUAUACAAGAAAGAUUGGUUUUCAACCUGGUUUGUUAAGAAAUGUUUUUUCAUUAAUGACAAAGAAAAGAGAAAGUCAUAAAUCUUCGAAUCAAGACGACUGUGUUAUUUUAAUGGAUGAGGUGGAUAUUCAACCAGCAUUAGAAUAUGAUGUUAGCACAAGAUCAUUUGUUGGACAAACGAUGUGUGAUGAGAUAGAAAAGUUAAGCACUUCUAUUGUUUUUAUGCUCAGAGGUUUAAACGAAAAUUGGAAACGAAUUGUUUCAUGGCAUCUUACAUCUAAGUUUUCAAAUGAUGAUAUCAUGACUCAAUUACUGUUUGAAAUUGUCGAAGAAGCAGAGAAAAUAGGUUACAAGGUCCACGGAUUAGUUUGUGAUAUGGGUCCAAAAAAUCAAGCGAUAUGGCGCAAUUUAGGAAUUAAAGUUUCGAGAAAUAACAACACUCCGUUUGUAAUGCAUCCGAUACGGCCUAAUGAUAAUUUUUAUAUAUUUCCGGAUAUACCACAUUUAUUGAAAAACCUACGGAUGGCUUUAACUAACAAUUCUAUUAUUACAAUAGCACUGUCAAUUGUAAAAUCAGAAAAUUUGCCAUGCAAUGAAGUUAGAUUUAAAUAUCUCGAAGAAUUAAAUGUAAUUCAGCAACGUAAAAAUUUAAAAUUAGCUCCAAAUAUAACUACCGACAUUGUGAACCCAACAGGAUUCAAUAAAAUGAAUGUAGCAGCUGCAGCACAUAUAUUCAACGUAAAAACAGCUGCUGCUCUGGAGACAUUGAUAGAACUGAAAUUAAUAGAUAAUGAAGCUAAAGCUACAGCUUGGUUUCUUAGAAAAGUACGGGCUUGGUUUGAUGCGAUGAACAGCAGAAAGCAAAAUGAAGCGAUUACUCCAAUUCAUUAA